CCCUCUCCUCCCUUCUCUCUCUUCCUGCGGGCGGCCGCCCCCACCGCAGCCCGCACUGCACCGCACCGCACCGAAACGCAUCUCCUCCCACACCGCUUACAAAUACGCGACCCACCCCACCUCGACCGUCUCUUUCUCGCAUCGCCGCGCCGCUCGGCUCCCUCCUCAUCCUCCUCGUCGGCGUCGCCGUUGUCUCGCGCCACCGCCGGCGCUCCCUCCAUCCUCGGUGCUGCCCGGGUCGGGACACGGGAGCAGCAGAUGGGGGUGUACCUCAGCACGCCCAAGACCGACAAGGCCUCCGCCGAUGGAGAGAACGACCGCGUCCGCUUUGGCCUCUCCUCCAUGCAGGGGUGGCGGACCACCAUGGAGGACGCGCACGCUGCUUUGCCAGACCUUGAUGACUGCACUUCCUUUUUUGGUGUUUAUGAUGGCCAUGGAGGAAAAGCUGUAUCUAAAUUCUGCGCAAGGCAUUUGCAUAAACAAGUUCUCAUAAAUGAAGCAAACUCAUCGGGUGAUCUACCCGCUUCUGUCUAUAAAGCUUUCUUAAGAAUGGAUGAGAUGAUGAAAGGUCAGAGGGGGUGGAGAGAAUUGACUGAGCUGGGUGAUAAGGGGAACAAGAUUUCGGGUAUGCUAGAGGGCAUAAUAUGGUCUCCCAAGGGUGGAGAUGCAGAAGAUCUAGGGGGCGGAUGGGGCACUGAGGAGGGUCCAAAUUCAAAUUUUCCUGGACCAACAUCUGGAAGCACAGCUUGUGUGGCUGUCAUAAGAAAUGAUCAACUCAUUGUUGCAAAUGCUGGGGAUUCCCGGUGUGUUAUCUCACGGAAGGGUCAGGCUUACAAUUUGUCAACAGAUCACAAGCCAGAUCUUGAGGGAGAAAAGGAGAGGAUUUUGAAUGCCGGUGGAUUUGUUGUUGCUGGGCGGGUCAAUGGAAGUUUGAACUUGUCAAGGGCAAUAGGUGACAUGGAACUGAAGCAAAAUGAGGUUUUACCAGCUGAGAAACAGAUCGUGACUGCUGAACCUGAGUUGAAAACGGUGAAGCUUUCUGAAGAUGAUGAAUUCAUUGUUUUAGCAUGUGAUGGCAUAUGGGACUGCAUGUCAAGUCAAGAAGUGGUUGAUUUUGUACAUAAACACUUAGAAACUGAGGAUAAGCUAUCUGAUGUCUGUGAGAAGUUGCUCAACCACUGCGUGGCACCUACAUCUGGUGGCGAAGGAUGCGAUAACAUGACCGUUAUCAUUGUUCAGUUUAAGAAGCCACUUUCUUCAGCUGCUACUUCUAGCACCGAGAAGUCUGCAGCUACUGCAGAAGAGAUGCGGCCAAACGAGCUCAAUGGCCCUGACGACCCCCUGAAGUAGGAUCAAGUGGCACACCGUGCUGUGGAGCUCUAACCGGUGGGUGAUAGACAUAAAAAAGGAUAGCGAGUGGUGUACAUAAGAAAGGGAUUCUAUUCGACAAUCUCUAUAGGGUUUGUUCCUUCUUUCUAGUGUUCAGAGUGGUCGCAACCUGUAAUACAUGGCGUGUUGUUUCUUAAACCGGGUUUUGUGGAAUGCAUGGAUGAGUUGUCAGGAGAUA
Setaria italica (foxtail millet) is the source of this 1567-nucleotide messenger RNA. Its product is annotated as probable protein phosphatase 2C 70. Lineage: Eukaryota; Viridiplantae; Streptophyta; Magnoliopsida; Poales; Poaceae. The record is from RefSeq and is a predicted model, not a curated record. The transcript is spliced from 12 exons. Bases 259 to 1350 code for a protein of 363 amino acids. Gene Ontology annotation, molecular function: cation binding; protein serine/threonine phosphatase activity. Gene Ontology annotation, biological process: protein dephosphorylation.